Molecule: messenger RNA, 718 nt
Organism: Alexandromys fortis (reed vole)
Lineage: Eukaryota; Metazoa; Chordata; Mammalia; Rodentia; Cricetidae
Gene: Smpx
Product: small muscle protein X-linked
Exons: 5
Coding region: 379-639 (86 amino acids)
Cellular component (GO): costamere; M band; muscle tendon junction
Source: RefSeq, a predicted model, not a curated record
CGCAGCCACCUCCAGGCUGAUAUCUGAGCCCUGCUUUCUACACGGACAAGCCUUUCGGAGGCAGCCAGCCUAUGGCUUGUAUCAAACUCUAUAUUUAGGAAGAACAACUGUGAGCUAUGACAGGAAUUCUCUUUAACACUUAGCCUUAAACCGAGUUCCCCUCUAGCCCCAAGCCAGGAGCGGCUCUCAGGACCGGAGAGACACAGAGCACUCCAGCUAUUCCAGCCGCCUGAAAAGCGCUGGAAUUGAGAUCGCAGCUCAGACGACACCGGGAGUCCCUUCUACCCUCUAAAGAGCUUUGUGUUUUUGCACCUGACUGCCUGGGACUGUCCUUAGGCAGUAAACAAAUCCAGAGAGAAGGGAUAAGAUCUUGUGAAUAUGUCGAAACAGCCAGUUUCCAACGUCAGAGCCAUCCAGGCAAAUAUCAAUAUUCCAAUGGGAGCCUUCCGACCAGGAGCUGGUCAGCCCCCCAGAAGGAAAGAGUGCACUCCAGAAGCAGAGGAGGGGGCUCCUCCCACUUCGGAGGAAGAGAAGAAGCCAAUUCCUGGAGCAAAGAAACUCCCAGGACCUGCUGUCAACCUAUCAGAGAUCCAGAAUAUUAAAAGUGAACUGAAAUAUGUCCCCAAAACGGAACAGUAGUUCAAAGGGGGAAAAGGGUUGAUGUGAAGAACUAAGGAGGAAAAAUGGAUUAAAAUAAAUGCACUCCUUAAAAAUUUUA